UCAAUAGCUUUGCUUCUUCUUGACUGAAUUGGCCACAGGAGACAGAGAGAAAGAAAAAUAACAAGAAAAAUGGCAACUCAAGCUUUGGUGUCUUCAUCAUCUCUAACAUCUUCCGUUGAGGCCACAAGACAAAUCUUGGGAAGCCGACCAACCCAACCAUCCACAAGGAGAUCAGCUUCUUUUGUCGUCAGGGCGGCUGCUACUCCUCCUGUCAAGCAAGGAGCAGACAGACCCUUGUGGUUUGCUUCCAAACAGAGCCUUUCUUACUUGGAUGGCAGCUUACCAGGUGACUAUGGGUUCGAUCCAUUGGGCCUAUCAGACCCAGAAGGCACAGGUGGGUUCAUCGAGCCCAGAUGGCUAGCUUACGGCGAGGUCAUCAACGGGCGUUUCGCCAUGUUGGGAGCUGCAGGAGCCAUUGCACCGGAGAUCUUCGGAAAGCUUGGUCUCAUCCCAGAAGAAACUGCUCUCCCUUGGUUCAAGACCGGUGUCAUCCCACCAGCCGGAACAUACAACUAUUGGGCCGACCCAUACACACUCUUCGUAUUGGAGAUGGCACUAAUGGGCUUUGCUGAGCACAGAAGAUUCCAGGAUUGGUACAACCCUGGGUCCAUGAGCAAACAAUACUUCUUGGGCCUGGAGAAGUACCUUGGUGGGUCCGACAACCCAGCUUACCCUGGUGGGCCUUUGUUUAACCCACUUGGGUUUGGGAAGGAUGAGAAAUCCAUGAAGGAUUUGAAGCUCAAGGAGAUUAAGAAUGGAAGGUUGGCUAUGUUGGCAAUCUUGGGCUAUUUCAUUCAAGGCCUUGUUACAGGUGUUGGGCCUUACCAAAACCUGCUGGAUCAUCUUUCUGACCCAGUCAACAACAAUGUCUUGACUAGCCUCAAAUUCCAUUAAAGAUGGGGGAGGAGUUGUAUAAUAUUGAGUAGUACCAUAUAACCUUUUGUUGCUAUGGACAACGAAAACCCUUAUGGGGAUUUGUUUCCUUUCUUCCUCUCAUUGUUACAUUAUGUAAGAAUCUUUUAUUGUUA
Humulus lupulus (European hop) is the source of this 1028-nucleotide messenger RNA. Its product is annotated as chlorophyll a-b binding protein 8, chloroplastic. The coding region runs from base 70 to 894 and encodes 274 amino acids. Lineage: Eukaryota; Viridiplantae; Streptophyta; Magnoliopsida; Rosales; Cannabaceae. Gene Ontology annotation, cellular component: chloroplast thylakoid membrane; plastoglobule. The record is from RefSeq and is a predicted model, not a curated record. Gene Ontology annotation, biological process: response to light stimulus; photosynthesis, light harvesting in photosystem I. The transcript has 3 exons.